Humulus lupulus (European hop) is the source of this 957-nucleotide messenger RNA. Its product is annotated as eukaryotic translation initiation factor 5A-2. The transcript is spliced from 5 exons. The coding region runs from base 265 to 744 and encodes 159 amino acids. NCBI's taxonomy places the organism in Eukaryota, Viridiplantae, Streptophyta, Magnoliopsida, Rosales, Cannabaceae. The record is from RefSeq and is a predicted model, not a curated record. Gene Ontology annotation, biological process: positive regulation of translational elongation; positive regulation of translational termination. Gene Ontology annotation, molecular function: translation elongation factor activity; ribosome binding; RNA binding.
ACGGUGGAAAAUUACUUAGAAAACUGCUAUUCCUAAUAAGAUUUUAUUUUAUUUUUAUUUUUAUUUUUAUUUUUUGAAACCCUAGGUUUUUUUGAGAUCAAGUCCCACUUCUUACCUCCUUCUUCACAAAUAUUAUUUCAAAACUUGUGGUGGCUAUAUAUAAAUUCUCACACUCCUGCUCUUUCCCAGCCCUUCUUUUCUCUGCCUCAUUCUUUUUUAGGGGUUUUCUUCUUCUUCACCUUCACCUUUUCCGCUCAGUUAGCUAUGUCGGACGAGGAGCACCAGUUUGAGUCCAAGGCCGACGCCGGAGCUUCCAAGACCUACCCUCAGCAAGCCGGUACUAUCCGCAAGAACGGUUACAUUGUCAUCAAGGGCAGGCCCUGCAAGGUUGUUGAAGUUUCCACUUCCAAAACUGGAAAGCACGGUCACGCUAAGUGCCACUUUGUUGCAAUUGAUAUCUUCACUGCCAAGAAGCUGGAAGAUAUUGUUCCAUCUUCCCACAAUUGUGAUGUCCCCCAUGUUAAUCGUACUGACUACCAGCUGAUUGAUAUCUCUGAGGAUGGAUUCGUGAGUUUGUUGACUGAUAAUGGAAAUACCAAGGAUGACCUGAAGCUUCCAACUGAUGACAGUCUUCUCACGCAGAUCAAGGAUGGAUUUGCUGAGGGGAAGGAUCUUGUUGUGUCUGUCAUGUCCGCAAUGGGAGAGGAGCAGAUCUGUGCCCUUAAGGACAUCGGCCCCAAGUAGUUCAUUGCUUGUUGCUUAUUAAAAAUGUUUUUUAUUUUAAGACCAUAAAUUUAUUAUGAUACAGCUUUGUUGCUGAGGGUUUUAUUUGCGUUGAGAAUCUGUGGUCACCUUUUUUUUUCUAGCAAAUUAUUCUGAUUGAGAAGCUGCCUGGGUCCAAGUGCGAUGCUACCAAAAUUAUCAUGUUCAACUUCAAUAUAUAUAUUUUUUUUCUAA